Malus domestica (apple) is the source of this 1194-nucleotide messenger RNA. Lineage: Eukaryota; Viridiplantae; Streptophyta; Magnoliopsida; Rosales; Rosaceae. The record is from RefSeq and is a predicted model, not a curated record.
UAAACCAAAACGUCGUCGUCUGUUAGCUAGAGUACCAAAAUGUCGUCGUUGUGAGAGUAAACGACUGAUGCAGUGUACUUGAAGAAGUCGCUAUGGAGUGGGGAUAACGCCGAAGCCCUCGUCGGAAUCUGAACCAGAGCCGCCGUCCACCGCCGUAGGCGAUCUGGUCAACUCGUUGACCCAGUAGAGAGUGUAUCGCGAGGUCAUGCUCGCGCUCCGGAGAGGCCUCCGCGAUGUUCGCGCCGAGUUCUCCUUCCUCCGUGUCCGCGGCCUCCUCAAGUUCCUCCGAUCGGUCGCCGAGUCCGAUUCCAUCAUCAACCUCUUCUCUCAGACACAAUCGCUUCCUGAGCUUCAAGUCGUGCCGGUUCUGUUUCGGCACUCGCUGAACGAUUCGGACGAUGAGAUCGUACGGAAUUUGGAUCACAUAUUCGGCGUCGAGCCGCUGAAGAUCACAAGCCCUUCAACCGAUUCCGAGGUUUCGCUUGCGCUUAGGGUUUUGGAGGGUUGCUGCCUGCUUCAUCCGGACAGCGCGGUUUUGGCUCAUCAGCACAAGGCCAUUCAGGUUUUGAUGAAUAUAUUACCGACUUGCGGCGUGAUUGAGCAAGGAGCUUGUUUGGAUGCUUUGAUUGCUAUUAUGUUGGAUUCAUCAGCUAAUCAAAUGGAUUUUGAGGCUUUUCAUGGUAUUGAGGAAGUUGCAGGGCUCAAAAGGGACAAACAAGUUGAUGAGAAUCUCAGGCUUUGUCAUUAUUUUGGAGAGACAAGUCAUCCUUUAAUUACUACACCUACCUACAGAAAAAGUAGCUGGUCCACUCACACAUGUUCCAUACUUGACCAUUUAAGUCAAUAACCUUGAACUAUCGCAUGGAUUUCCACUUGCAUCGUGGAAAUUUUGGUUUGCAGUCCCUAUUAUCCUCAACUUGUAAUUUACUUUGAAGCGUGAUUAAGACAAAUGACAAACAAAAGUGGAGAAGAAUCAUCUAUCUUGUGGGAGUCAUUCAUCCUUCCUCUUAUCCUCCCAGAACGAUUUUUGCUUUUUGCAACUUGUUUGGAAAAUAAAUGUGAAUAUGUCUCUCAAGAGCUGAAGCGUUUUCCGUGUAUUUUAGCCUAGUCCAAAUAAUGUGAAUUACGCAUUCUGACUGUUUGCAACUUAUUUGGAAAAUAAAUGUAAAUUUGUUCUCUUAAGAGUUGAGACGA